This is a messenger RNA of Mizuhopecten yessoensis (Yesso scallop), 7753 nucleotides long. RefSeq names its product multiple epidermal growth factor-like domains protein 6. Lineage: Eukaryota; Metazoa; Mollusca; Bivalvia; Pectinida; Pectinidae. The transcript has 20 exons. The record is from RefSeq and is a predicted model, not a curated record. Bases 26 to 4612 code for a protein of 1528 amino acids. Gene Ontology annotation, cellular component: extracellular region.
AGAGGUACGUACAUACAACAAAUGUAUGUCUGGACAUGAGUCCAGGGUUCCUCCUAAGGAAGAGGUACGUACAUACAACAAAUGUAUGUCUGGACAUGAGUCCAGGGUUCCUCCUAAGGAAGAGGUACGUACAUACAACAAAUGUAUGUCUGGACAUGAGUCCAGGGUUCCUCCUAAGGAAGAGGUACGUACAUACAACAAAUGUAUGUCUGGACAUGAGUCCAGGGUUCCUCCUAAGGAAGAGGUACGUACAUACAACAAAUGUAUGUCUGGACAUGAGUCCAGGGUUCCUCCUAAGGAAGAGGUACGUACAUACAACAAAUGUAUGUCUGGACAUGAGUCCAGGGUUCCUCCUAAGGAAGAGCCUGCAAUCAGUGAACAGCCAUUUAAUGGAGUGAUGUGUCCCGGAGGGAUGUCCGAAUGUCCAGAUGAUACCACCUGUUGUAUACUAGCCAGCGGGCGGUACGGCUGCUGUCCCUACCCAGAGGCUGUGUGCUGUUCUGAUAUGAAGCACUGCUGUCGCCAAGGAUACACCUGUGAUUUGACUAAAGGCUGCUGUGUACAGGGAGAUUCCUUCAUGCCUCUGAUGACAAAACUUCCUGCCUUUCAAUUGCAACUUACUGGCCAUCAGAAUGAAAACACAGCUUCACCAAAAGUGUUGGAAGGUUCGAUGAUUGCUGAUGCUGUAGAAAUUUGUCCUGGAGGUGACCAGUCCUGUGCAAGUGGUUACAGCUGCUGUAUGAACACCAACGGAACUUACAGCUGUUGUGGUUACUCCCCAGCCCAUUGUUGUGAUGAUAAGGUUCACUGCUGUCCCGCCUCCUACAAGUGUCUUAGUUCUGGUCUGUGUGAGGAUAAAAAUGGCUUCCAGUUGCCAUGGACACGCAAGGUAGAGGCCACUGCCUUAAAGGUCAAGGCCAACAUUGUUUGUCCUGACAAAAGUCAGUGUACAGAAGGAAAGACCUGUUGUAUGAAGGGCGUCAAUAUCUAUGGAUGCUGUCCUCUCAGAAAUGCUGUUUGUUGCACUGACAAGAAACACUGUUGUCCCUACGGGUACAAAUGUGGCCCUAAAAUUGGCACCUGCAUGCAAGGUUACCAUGUCACUGACCUCUCCAUGGAAACCAACCUCGACCAAUCAGAUGAGUUGACCCCAGACCACAAGGUUGCUGUUAAGGAGACGGUACUCUCUACUAAUAUCGUAUGUCCAGACGGGCAGAGUGAAUGUAAGACGGGACAGACUUGCUGCAGAGAAGAAUCUGGCCGAUACGGAUGUUGUCCUAUUCCGCAAGCGGUUUGCUGUGCAGACAUGAAACACUGCUGUCCAGAGGGCACACAAUGCGCCACUGGUGCAGGCAAGUGUAUCCGUGGUAACGGUUUGUCUGUGGACUGGUUGGAGAAAACUGAAAGCCGACCCGUAGCUACAUUGUCAGAUGUUAUUUGUCCUGGUGGAAAGUCGGAGUGCCCAUCCGGUAACACCUGCUGUUUAGUUGGAGACAAUAAAUACGGAUGCUGUCCUAGACCGAACGCGGUUUGCUGUGCAGACAUGAAACAUUGCUGUCCAGAGGGCAAACAAUGCGACACUGGUGCAGGCACGUGUACCGGCGGUAACGGUUUGUCUAUGGAAUGGUUGGAGAAAACUGAGAGCCGACCCGUAGCUGUGUUGUCAGAUGUAAUUUGUCCUGAUGGAAAGUCGGAGUGCCCAUCCGGUAACACAUGCUGUUUAGUUGGAGAGGAUAAAUACGGAUGCUGUCCUAGACCGAACGCGGUUUGCUGUGCAGACAUGAAACAUUGCUGUCCAGAGGGCAAACAAUGCGACACUGGUGCAGGCACGUGUACCGGCGGUAACGGUUUGUCUAUGGAAUGGUUGGAGAAAACUGAGAGCCGACCUGUGGCUGUGUUGUCAGAUGUAAUUUGUCCUGAUGGAAAGUCGGAGUGCCCAUCCGGUAACACAUGCUGUUUAGUUGGAGAGGAUAAAUACGGAUGCUGUCCUAGACCGAACGCGGUUUGCUGUGCAGACAUGAAACACUGCUGUCCAGAGGGCAAACAAUGCGACACUGGUGCAGGCACGUGUACCGGCGGUAACGGUUUGUCUAUGGAAUGGUUGGAGAAAACUGAGAGCCGACCCGUAGCUGUGUUGUCAGAUGUAAUUUGUCCUGAUGGAAAGUCGGAGUGCCCAUCCGGUAACACAUGCUGUUUAGUUGGAGAGGAUAAAUACGGAUGCUGUCCUAGACCGAACGCGGUUUGCUGUGCAGACAUGAAACAUUGCUGUCCAGAGGGCAAACAAUGCGACACUGGUGCAGGCACGUGUACCGGCGGUAACGGUUUGUCUAUGGAAUGGUUGGAGAAAACUGAGAGCCGACCUGUGGCUGUGUUGUCAGAUGUAAUUUGUCCUGAUGGAAAGUCGGAGUGCCCAUCCGGUAACACAUGCUGUUUAGUUGGAGAGGAUAAAUACGGAUGCUGUCCUAGACCGAACGCGGUUUGCUGUGCAGACAUGAAACAUUGCUGUCCAGAGGGCAAACAAUGUGACACUGGUGCAGGCACGUGUACCGGCGGUAACGGUUUGUCUAUGGACUGGUUGGAAAAAACUGAGGGCCGACCUGUGGCUGUGUUGUCAGAUGUUAUUUGUCCUGAUGGAAAGUCGGAGUGCCCAUCUGGUAACACCUGCUGUUUGGUUGGAGAGGAUAAAUACGGAUGCUGUCCUAGACCGAACGCGGAAUGUUGUGCAGACAAGAAGCACUGUUGCCCACAAGGCUACGAGUGUGAGACGGGCCAAGGAAAAUGCACCAAGGGUGACCACGUCAUUGAUUGGUUGGAAAAAUCUCCGUCCAGCAUAGUGACCAAGUCCCCAGGGGUAAGUGGUCAACACCUUUGUCCGGACCACCUUUCCGUUUGUGAGCCUGGUCAGACCUGCUGUAAGAUGACCGGCCACCUGUAUGGAUGCUGUCCCUUCCCACAGGGAGUUUGUUGUGGAGAUAACAGUGGUCACUGUUGUCCAGCAGGGUACACCUGUAAUGUCCAGGAACAGAACUGUAGAAAGGAUGGACAAGUCAUUGAGUUCACAAAGGUCAACACAAUAUCUGUCCAGAAUGUGGUCUGUCCUGACAAGAAAUCAGAAUGUCCAACAGGAAAUACUUGUUGUCUUGGAGUUGGAGACCGAUAUGGAUGCUGCCCGCUGCCAAAUGCGGUUUGCUGUGCAGAUGGGAAACAUUGCUGUCCAGAGAAUACAAAAUGCGACACUGGUGCAGGCAAGUGUAUCCGUGGUAACGGUUUGUCUAUGGACUGGUUGGAGAAGACUGAAAGCCGACCCGUAGCUACAUUGUCAGGUGUUGUUUGUCCUGAUGGAAAGUCGGAGUGCCCAUCCGGUAGCACAUGCUGUUUGGUUGGAGAGAAUAAAUACGGAUGCUGCCCUCAACCGAACGCGGUUUGCUGUGCAGAUGGGAAACAUUGCUGUCCAGAGAAUACAAAAUGCGACACUGGUGCAGGCAAGUGUAUCCGUGGUAACGGUUUGUCUAUGGACUGGUUGGAGAAGACUGAAAGCCGACCCGUAGCUACAUUGUCAGGUGUUGUUUGUCCUGAUGGAAAGUCGGAGUGCCCAUCCGGUAGCACAUGCUGUUUGGUUGGAGAGAAUAAAUACGGAUGCUGCCCUCAACCGAACGCGGUUUGCUGUGCAGAUGGGAAACAUUGCUGUCCAGAGAAUACAAAAUGCGACACUGGUGCAGGCAAGUGUAUCCGUGGUAACGGUUUGUCUAUGGACUGGUUGGAGAAGACUGAAAGCCGACCCGUAGCUACAUUGUCAGGUGUUGUUUGUCCUGAUGGAAAGUCGGAGUGCCCAUCCGGUAGCACAUGCUGUUUGGUUGGAGAGAAUAAAUACGGAUGCUGCCCUCAACCGAACGCGGUUUGCUGUACAGAUGGGAAACAUUGCUGUCCAGAGAAUACAAAAUGCGACACUGGUGCAGGCAAGUGUAUCCGUGGUACCGGUUUGUCUAUGGACUGGUUGGAAAAAACUGAAAGCCGACCCGUUGCUUCAUUGUCAGGUGUUGUUUUUCCUGAUGGAAAGUCAGAUGAAAUUUGUCCUGGCGGGAAAUCCACUUGUCCAUUGGAUAGCACGUGCUGUCUAACAGUAGAUGGUGCAUACGGAUGCUGUCCUAGACGGAAGGCGGUCUGCUGUGAGGACAGGAAACACUGCUGUCCCGAAAAUACAAAAUGCGACACUACUGAAGGAAAGUGUGUUUCCGGAAAUAGUUUGUCCAUGGACUGGUUGGAGACAAGUGAAUCAGUUUUGAUCGAAAAUAAGUCUCCAUCUGCUGCUGUCAUUGUUGCUGCUAACAGCGAUAUUAAGACAUCGCUCACGUCUAUCGACUGUCCCGGGGGUGGUUCCUGUCCGGAUAGUAACACGUGCUGUAAGGAUUCAACGGGAAAGGAAGGCUGCUGUCCAUAUGCAAAGGCCGUUUGUUGUCCCAACGGGAAAUACUGCUGUCCCCAUGACUACAUAUGUGACACACUACCAAUGAUCUGCCGGAUGCCAGAUGGAAUAAAACGGGCAGAUUUCAACACAAAUCUGUUCUUGCAGCAUAUAGCCAGCAAACAGAGGGAACGUGGUGGCAAGAACUAAUUUAGAUUUACUUAAAACUAAUUUAGAUUUACUUCACGUUAAAUGGUUAAUGUCAAUCGGUUUCAAUGUCAUGAGAUGUUUAUUUUUCAGUUCAUUCAUGAAAAUCUUAAUUUAAGAAUAUAUCAAGUGUUUGUUGAGGCAAAAAAAGGAAGAAGGGAACGCUAAGAGGUUGUCAUUAAUGAAUUCAAAAAGCAACCGCAAAAAUAAUUAUUUGGUGAAAUAUGGGUAAUAUAUAUACUAUCUAGGAAAUCAGACAUAAUUGCGUGUAUAUAUGAUAAGAUAUAUACAUCGUUUACUUACAUACUAUUGCCAGAGAAAAAACUUUAUUUUUAUCACUGCUUUAUUGGUUUUUUUGUGUUUGUUGUUUUUCAAACUAGAGCACGGUUUUGCUAUUAAGCCCUAUGAAAUUAACACUGGAACAAGCAUGUCUUGAUUAUUUACUAAAUUUGUUAACUUUGAAUUCGCUUAAUAAUAAAAAUAUUGUUAUUAACAUUUGUUAUCCGAUCAUAUCUUGAAUAUCGAGUAGGUAUAUAUAGUUGGUAUCGCAGUGACUCAUUAGAACAGGGUAAUUGACGGGAUCAAAGCAUUUUGCUCCCUCUGGAUAAUCCCUAAUGCUGAGUAUAUAUCUGGGUUAGAAUAACCCAUAUGUGUGCCGUGUGAUAAUGAUAGCACUGUUCAUGUAUUGCUUCGUGUUUUACGAGGCCAUUUACUUAAUAAUCGUUGUUUCAUGUUAAUUUCCUGAAAUGUUUAAACCAUAUCAACCAACUUUUUUUUCUUAACACUGAUUAUACUUGUGAUUUUUGUUGGGGAUUAUAUCCCCUUAAAUAUUUAAUCGUAAUUAGUUAGUAAAUCAGAGUGCUAUUUAACCAUUUAACAUAUGUGUAUGAUUUAUCAUCAAAACAUUUCUGCUUUCCUAGUGUGACCCCAACCCCUGCCCCUAAAUAUACAUAAAAAAUGAUAAUUCAAUUAUCUGUGAACGGGAUGUUAAAGAAAUAUAUUUGUACAUGUUGUGUAUAUUAGUGUUCUCUCAAAGAGCGAAGUAUAUCUGGAAAAGUAGACUUGUCCUCACUUAGUGAUAUUAUAGCAGGUACGGCAAUGAUUUUUUUCAAAGUUUACAUUCAGGCAUAAGUUACAACAGGGUAGUAUUAGGAAUCAAUCUUUACCUCAGGGUAAAAUGGUAACAGCCUUGUAUGCCUGAAAUAUUCGGGUUUUCCCGGUCCUGUUAGGUUAUCUCCGUCUUUUUGACGUCAUUACCGCUGCAUAAAACCACACCAGCCUAUAGCAACAGUGUACAUUUGUUGAAAAUACAAGUGCUACAUUAUUAAUCGAUGUUAGAACGCAUUUACAAUAGUUUAGUGCAUUGUCCAAUUGGCGAAACUUCCAAUGUGAUUCUUUGACCGGAUAUUUUAAGUUAAAAGAGAAAACAUGAAAAUUAAAGGACGUUUGAAAAUCUUAGUGCCCUAUUGAAUUGGGUUUCAACUUUCUUAGUAAUUGUAGUGUUAUAUUUGUUUAUAUUGUAUAAAAGUCAACAUUUUCCAUCAUGUUAAAUAUGAUCUUCAGAUUUUUUAGUGAAAUUUGAAAUUUGAAAAAAUACAAUUAUUUUCCGUUCAGUCAAACAAAUGUUUCAAAGUAACUGUGUUGUAUACCAGUGUAAGAUCUUUUAUCUUUCCGUUAAAAAUAAAAUCAACGAAAAAUUGUAUUUAAACUUUCCUUGUGAUUUCUUUCGGUUCACGUCACGUCUUAAUCUGUUUAUUGAAGCCAUUCGGAGAUCGCUGUCCUUGUUUCAAAUUGACGUCACACUUAUGAUUGAUCCCCGAUUACUUUAACAGCUUGAAUGAACGACCUGGACAGUUUCCAUCUGAAAACGUGAUGUUUCUGGCUGUUGUUGCUACUAAAAAGCUUAUCGGAUGGUAAACCUAAGGGCCAUACAACAGAAAUAUAGAUAAACUAGCAUAUAGUAAAUACUGUAUUUAAUACUGUAUACAGCUGUUAUGUGAUUAUUUUAUGAAAUUCUGUUCUCCAAUAGUUGAUAACUUUCCUGUAACUUUGAUACUCCCAGUCGUUUUGACUUUGCGGAUGUAUCUUAAUUAGAAAACAGCAAAACAAAUCACUGCCGCCAAAUAACAACUUAUACUUUACCUAUUUUUAUACAACACAUUCCAUUAUUUUUCCUAUAUUAAUGCUGUGACUUGACUUUGUCAGGUUUUGCUGUUUGAUUUGCAUGCCUUGUUGUUGUUGUCUUUGCUGUAUUUUGAUAAAGUAUUUUUGGAAGUCUUCUUUUGCUUUUGUGCAAGGCUGUCCUAUUAAUAGAUUAAUUUAUACGUAAAAAGCAUAACUAGUUUGCUUGUGUUAUGGUUAGUGCCAAAAUGUAUACUUAUGUGUCCGGAGUUGACUACAUUUGUAACUAUAAAGUAGUCUGAAGGCAACGCAGAGGAACAUAGUAAAUACAUGCAUAGACACGUACAUGUAGAAAAUUUAUGUUUCUAACAUACAUUAACAUGAACAACAUAAACAAAGCUUCAACGACAGGGCCGGGGAGUCCUAUCUCCAGUCCGCUUACAAAGUUUACACUUUCAUCACGUGUAUAUAGACAAAAAUGACUCAAAUAGUUCCAUGAGAAAAUGGUAGAAAUCAGGACGUGAUCAUGUCUAAAUACGUACACAAAAUAACAGAUAUCCUGUUUUGUACAUGCGAUCUUACAGACUUCACACUCAAAUUUCAAAGAUAUAUAUAUAUAUGUUUUGUUAGUGUCUCAUAUACAUGUAUAUAUGUAAAGUGUGUCGUGUCAGUGAAAAGAGUUAUGACAUAGCUUACUUUCAAACUGACAACGUGAAGGCAAGUCUAUAGUAACAGAGUUAAACAAUGGGUGCAUGUGUACUUACCAAAUAUUGAGAUUUUCCCUUUAUGUUUCAAUUCUGAUGUUUUCAUUUACUGGUGUCUGUUUCAUUUUACAAAUGUAAAACCAUUAGAGAAGUUCGUUAAGUGCGUCGUUUAAGAAAAUAGUGUACAGGUUUUUCGUGUAAAUGCUUGAGUGCAUGAUAAGGAAUGGAUGAUCAUAUACAUUGUACUUAUAGAAAUUCUAACAAUAUUUGUGUUCUACAAAGUCGGUUUACACAAAAUAAAAAAUAUAUAUAUCUUAAA